AUGGCUCUAUACCAGAGAAUCACCCGUCAUCUGCUCAGGUAUAUGAAUGCUAACACGUACAAGAAUUCGGAUGAAGUCUACUUGACCUUUACAAAUGGAGACGUCAAUACGCUCAAGGGUGACUGGCUGACGGACAGUGUCAUCGCAUUCUGGGAGGAAUAUCUGGAGCAUGAGGUGCUAGCACAGUAUAAUACUCGAAUUAUACUCCUUCGCCCAAGCAUGUCAUUCCUCCUGCUUCAUACCGUUGAUCCGCAGACCCUGAAGAGUGCGCUGCCGGACUUCACUCGUGCUUCUCACGUAUUCCUGCCCAUCAACGACUGCCGUGAUACCACGGAAGCGGAAGGCGGCUCGCACUGGUCUCUACUACUAGUCUCUCUCGUGGACAAAGUAGCCUUUCACUAUGACUCUCUCCCGCCCGGAAACGUCACCGAGGCGAGCCAGGUUACGGCUAAGAUCAGCAAGCUCUGCGACAUACCCAUCAAGUUCGUGCACAUGCGAGACUCGCCUAUGCAAGAAAAUAGCAGUGACUGCGGUAUAUUCGUCUGUAUGACGAUGAGAUAUCUUCUCCAGCACCGACUCUUGCAAGCUCAUUCAAAGGAGUAUGUCACCAUGGCGUUGGACGGCGUUCCGCUCGAUGCCUCGACCGCUCGCAAGGAAAUGCUGCACAUCAUACACCGGUUAAAGAGGGAUAGAGAUCGGAGAAGAUCGUAUGUAACUUCUUCCGCUGCACCUGUUGCGUCUCGCUCUUUUGCUACGCCGCGUUCUCUUCUCGCCCGUACCCAUAAUGCAGCUGUCCAUCCUUCUCCCUUAGACCCCAGAGCACCCGCCACUCCCGCUUCUCCUUGUCGCGGCUCGAGAUUCCCCUUGCUCACCUACUUCUUUGCUUGUGCCCUGUUUAUUGUCAUGAUUGGGGUCGCUAUUGCCCUUUACUUCCCUAACUUCAACCUGAUCUAUGUUUACCACAGCUAUACUCAAGUUUACCAUCCUAUGUACCGUGAAUCUUGUCAAAGACUUGACUCCCUUCUUGUCUCAGCCAAUUCCAUGCUAUCCCCAUUCCUUGCCCAAGCCUAUUCACAAUUGCAAGAGCUCCAUGGACACGGGAAGGAGUACUUUACUAAGGUGUAUGACGCAUUCGCCCAUUUGAGACGAAUAUAG
Microsporum canis CBS 113480 is the source of this 1155-nucleotide messenger RNA. RefSeq names its product Ulp1 protease family protein. The transcript is spliced from 3 exons. Gene Ontology annotation, biological process: proteolysis. Bases 1 to 1155 code for a protein of 384 amino acids. The record is from RefSeq and is a predicted model, not a curated record. Gene Ontology annotation, molecular function: deNEDDylase activity; cysteine-type peptidase activity. NCBI's taxonomy places the organism in Eukaryota, Fungi, Ascomycota, Eurotiomycetes, Onygenales, Arthrodermataceae.